CAAAUCAUAUUUACCCACGGUAUUAGGGGGAUGUUUAUACAUCCACAAGUUUAAAGAGUUUUCUACUAAAUUCUCAUAGGUGUUUAAAUGGAGUAAAUAAUGUGCUUUAAAAAUGGCCUUAAGCUUGGAGUAAAUAACAUGUUGCUAAAAUCGUCCACCCAAAACAGAAACCUGGCUAGAAAGGGUGGUUUCGCACUGUAGGCUGGUGGAGAAAAGGUUCUGUCAAAAGUUUAAAUUGUGGUGUGGAUAAGUGUCAACUAUUAUCAUGCCUUGGUAUCUUACCACAUGACCAGGGAUGGAUCCUAGAGUUCAGGUUUAGUGGUGUAGUCUUGCGUGACAGACUGGGAAUGACAUUAAUAUUAAAGCGUCUGCUUAAAGAUAAAGUUUAGUUAUGAGUCUUAUAUGAUGUUUUUGAUGUUAAAUGGCAAGACUGAGUUGUUAAAUUAAUAAAUGGUAACACUAAUGUCUACAAUGUGUUAUCCAUAUUUUAAUGAAUGAAUAGUAUAUACAGAUUGUGAUCAGGAUAGUACAUGUAGCGGUAUGCAUCAUACCAAGGAUGGAAGCUGAAAACUGAAUAAUCAGUAUAAUUAAAAAACUAUUGUUGUGUUACAUCCUGAAACUGAGUAGAAAUAGAUGGAUUAUGUUGUUUCUGUGUGGAAAGUUAGUCACCAGUCGAUUGCAAAAUAGACUAUUGCGGGAAUUUCUGUAUAUUAUUCACCUUCCUACAUUUGGUUCUGUUUGAAUGAACUUUAUUAUAGCUUAUGAAUACCAACAACCAUAAAACCUUUAUGGAUAAUACUUCUUUUGCGGAAUGUCGAGGAUAUGAUAGUGAAUAAUACCAUUAAAACUUGUUGUGAACAUUUGUUGCUGACAGAACUGUCCAUAGUUCAAAGCUUAUCAGCGUAGAUAAUCAAUAGAUAACAAUUGCAAAAUGAGUUGGCUACGAUCAAAAUCCUACUCGUUAAAGGCAAGUAAAGUAUCCAGCAAUAUAGAAGAGAUGGAUACAAUUCUGCGGGGUAUAGUUGCGUCGGACCAUCCAGACUCGCUGAAGCAAGACCUCCUUGCAAAGGUUGCCAAGCAGGGCUCAAACCAGCCUUCCACCAUUGUUCAUAAUGUCCUGGACCUUACAGCCACCUGGUUUCUUGAGGGGGAGACCUCAAUGCAUCAUAAACAUGGACUCAAUAUCUACAAAUCUUGGGCAAAAUGCCACAUGACCAUAUUGGAGGAAUUUUUUACCAAGGACUAUUUGUUAGCUCUGUUGUCAAAGAAGUAUCACUCAGAUGAGACAGGAAGGGUUUUUGUUCUGAUUUUGCAUAGUAUGAGAAUCCUGCAGUCCAGCGCUCAGUCUUCAGAAUUGUUCAGAAAUCAUUGCACAAUUAUUGAGGCCAAGGCAACUGCAUAUGUACGGGAACACCCGUUUGUGGAAUGCCUUAUGCACUUUUCAGAUUUCCUCCUUGAAUUUAAAGAAUGCAUACCCAAGGGUGACAUUACACUUCAAUUCUGCACCCAUCUUGUAAGGUCCCUCAGUUUAUGUGGCCCGCCUGACAACCAAAACGAAAUUCUGAGUUACGUAAAAAAUGUGAACAUUGUUGCAAAUUUGAUGUCACACAUAUGGGAUAAUACAGAUUCGCAGAAUUUGCUUGGUUCGUUGCAAGAAAUUUUCAAAAUCAUUUCAAUGCCAUGUGACAUAGAACCUUCUCUGUGUCUUGGGUCCUUGGUACCCUAUAUUCCUACGAAAGUGAUUCCAAAGGUUGUUCAAAAUGUCAUUAUGGACUCCAGUAUUGACAACAACAGCAUGGUGACUGCCUUACAACGUAUAAUAGACUGGUUAUUGUGGCCGACAACACGUUUUGUGGACAAAUGGAUGAUAGAGUUCCUACAGCAGCUGGCAGCAGUCCAGAAGUAUACCAUCCUUAUCACAGUGACAGAAAAUAAAGUUGACCAGAUCUUCCAGAAGCUGCAGUUUGUUCCUGUACGUGAGCCUGGACUGAACAUAGUGUCCCACAUGCUUCUGAGCUUCCAACACUCUCCAGAACCUUUCCAUAAGAUUCUGCCUAUGGUUCCAAAGAUCAUCUCAGUGAUGCAGAAUGAUGCCUCUGAUCAGUCUCCGCCGCUGCUUGCAAGGCUUGCAGAGCUCCUUCAUGUGCUCAUGUACCUUCAUGCAGGCUUCCCAGAACUCUAUGACCCUGUGUAUGAUGUCAUCAAGGACUUUCCCAAGCCCUCACCGGACAUGAUCAAGUUUCGCCUGCUGGAGUCUAAGUGGACAGCUCACCGUGAUGGCUCCAGUCAGGCGCCCCGGUCCUAUCAGCCCAAGGCAGAGAUGGGCAAGACUGGGCUCUUCAACCUGGGCAACACCUGCUACAUGAACAGCAUUCUGCAAGCACUUUACAUGUGUGACAGUUUUCGUGAAGGUGUGUUACAGCACAUACCCACCCAGGAGCAAGGUCUCAUUGUGAAGCUACAGCAUGUGUUUGCUUUCCUCACACUCUCUCAGAGACCUUCUUAUGCCCCUGUGAACUUCCUGGCUGCCUCUCGGCCACCAUGGUUUAUGUCUGGUUUCCAGCAGGACUGCUCAGAGUUCCUGAAAUACCUUCUUGACCAGCUGCAUGAGCAGGAAACCAGGCAUCAGAAAAAUACCCAGAAUGCACUGGAUGUCCAGCCAAACAGCAGUGAUAGCUUGCAACAGAAUGGUGGGCAAGACUCCACUCUGAUAAAGGAUUACUUUGGCGGUAUGAUGACCUCAACUAUAAAGUGCUUAAACUGUGGACAGGAAUCAAGUAAGAAAGAGAUGUUUAUUGAUUUGCCGUUGGCAUUCCCAGAAUAUGGUUCAUCAGUGGGACAGAAGUCUUUGAUUGGAGGUAGCAGUAGUAAAUCCAAGGAACAGAUGCAAGCCCCAGUGUCUGAAUCCAGUACAACCACUGACGUGGAGGAACGCAACUGUCUCCACCUGAAUGACUUAUUGAAACAUUAUUUGAAACCAGAAAAACUGACUGGCGAUAACAAGUACCAUUGUGAAAAUUGUGGUGGUCUGCAGGAAGGGGAAAGAAGUUUGAAAAUUGUGGAAACACCCGAGUAUCUGAUUUUGACAUUGCUUAGAUUUUCUUACGAUACGAGAUUACAAUCACGCUCAAAAGUGUUUCGAGAAGUGAAAUAUCCAAAGACAUUGCUUGUACCUGUGAGUGACCACAGAUCUGAUACUAGUGAAGCCAAACAUGACAGAAGCGUGUCGUUUGGAUCAGAGAUUGCCAGCCGCCUUGAAACCUGUGGUGUGGUAACGGGUUUAGACAAUGCAGAUGUCUAUUCCCUGUGUUCGGUGGUGAUCCAUUCUGGGACUUCCUCUGACUGUGGUCACUACUACUGCUAUGCCAGACAUUCAGAAUUCAGCUCUACCUCGUUACCUGAAGCGACCGGCCAGACAACGAACGAGGAUGACAUUGAUUUUCUUGACGACAAAUGGUACCUGUUCAAUGACAGCAGAGUGUCGUAUGCAAGCUACAGUUCGUUUUGCAAUGUGAGUCAGCGGUUCACAAAGGACACAGCCUAUGUUCUUAUGUACCGCAAGGUGGAUGGGGACAAAUUGAAGGGGUCGACGACACGGCAUUCUGAUCAGUCCAUCCGCCUCAGUAAGACUGACACGCCCCUUAGGGAGGACCUGCGGGCAGCUGUCGUCAAGGACAACAAAUCAUACCUACAGGAGCAAGAGCUCAAUGCCUCCAAGAAAGUGAGUCGCAAGCGCCCAAAUGAUUUCCAAUGGUACAACUGGAAAGACGAUGAUGACAAGGGCGGACAGUUCGGUGGCGGAGGAAACUCGUUUGGGGACCUUGAUACCAGUGGUAGCAGAUUUGUCUUCUAGUUAACUUUGUACCUGUUGUUGGCAUGCUGUCAGGCAAUUUUUCAUUAUAUACAUUGUAGUGAUAUAGGCAACAACUUGAAACAGGGAUAUCAGAGAUACAAAGAGCACAUAUAGGAUGAUUCGUAGAAGGAUUCAGGGAGUAUAGGAAUGUGAUCAAGACAACUGCAGAGACUUCAUAACUUAAAAGUCAAUCUCCUAUGUGUCUGUCUGUAUUUCUUCCUAAGUGGAGUCGGGCAUAAACGGUGUCUGAGCGAAGAUAUCUAAGUUAUAGGGCAAAACUUUUAUUGUUAUGUGAUGUAUUUCAGUGUAAAAUGGUAGUACCGGUAUAAUAUUUGUACAGAAAUGUGAUAUGUGUUGGUGUUUACCCAUGCCUGCAUAAAAAUUGUGUUUGACAUAGUGAACAUUUUCUUGGUAUCAAACUUCAAAAGUGCAGUCCAAAAGUACUCUUUUACUUUGUAAAAGUGUAAAUAAACUAAAAUCAUAAAUCAUUGGAGAGUUGUAAUUGGAAAUCAUUUGUGGAAGUACUUAAAAGUAUUUAUCGACAGAGCUGUCAUGUUGGAUUUGCAGUGUACUGAUAUGGCAGUAAAGGAUCGAUUUCAAGACAGGGUGUGAAAUAAGCAUACUGAAGAGCGUUCCUUUCCUGUUACAUGUAUUUAAAUAUAUAAUAUGGAAUUGUGUACAAAUGGAUCUAAUGCGAUAUGUAGCCUUCACAUUCAGGUUGUCUGGUCAGGAGCUGCCAUGUUCGCUGUAAAUCAAGCAAGGUUACGUGGUCUCAUUAGCAGACAGGGUAGCUCUUGACCAGUCUCCGCAAAUUCACAGCUUGGUCUGGAUCAACACUGGCUGUACAUUGCAUAAGACCCAUUUUUGCAUGAUGUGACUCAUAUGUUCACUAGAUUACAAGGAUAUCAUGUUGUUCAUUUGAUAAUCAAUAAUAUGUACAUUGAAGAAAACUAAAUUGUAGAGUACUUUACAAGCAGUGUAAAUCUAUGCAUAUAACAUGUGUGUCAGGAAUACAUAUAGAAUGGCUGCAGAGAGAUAAAAUUAAAUAUAUUAUUACCUUGAGGAGCAUCCUAGCAGUGAUGAUUUUGGUGCAUGUGACUGCUUGGUGCAAAUUAAACACAGUUUAUGGUGCAUUUUAAUUUGUUAUGCCCCCCUUCGAAGAAGAGGGGGUAUAUUGCUUUGCUCAUGUCGGUCUGUCUGUCUGUUGGUCGGUCGGUCGGUCUGUCGGUCCGUCCACCAGGUGGUUGUCAGACGAUAACUCAAGAACGCUUGGGCCUAGGAUCAUGAAACUUCAUAGGUACAUUGAUCAUGACUCGCAGAUGACCCCUAUUGAUUUUGAGGUCACUAGGUCAAAGGUCAAGGUCACGGUGACCUGAAAUAGUAAAAUGGUUUUUGAAUGAUAACUCAAGAACACAUAUGCCUAGGAUCAUGAAACUUCAUGGGUAGAUUGACCAUGACUUGCAGAUGACCCCUAUUGAUUUUGAGGUCACUAGGUCAAAGGUCAAGGUCACGGUGACCCGAAAUAGUAAAAUGGUUUCCGGAUGAUAACUCAAGAACGCAUACGCCUAGGAUCAUGAAACUUCAUGGGUAGAUUGAUCAUGACUCGCAGAUGACCCCUAUUGAUUUUGAGGUCACUAGGUCAAAGGUCAAGGUCACUGUGACCCGAUAUAGUAAAAUGGUUUUCGGAUGAUAACUCAAGAACGCAUACGCCUAGGAUCAUGAAACUUCAUAGGUAGAUUGAUCAUGACUUGCAGAUGACCCCUAUUGAUUUUGAGGUCACAAGGUCAAAGGUCAAGGUCACGGUGACCCGAAAUAGUAAAAUGAUUUUCGGAUGAUAACUCAAGAACGCUUUUGCCUAGGAUCAUGACACUUCAUAGGUACAUUGAUCGUGACCCGCAGAUGACCCCUAUUGAUUUUCAGGUCACUAGGUCAAAGGUCAAGGUCACAGUGACAAAAAUCGUAUUCACACAAUAGCUGCCACUACAACGGACAGCCCAUAUGGGGGGCAUGCAUGUUUUACAAACAGCCCUUGUUUUAUACGUGUUUGAAGCUACAUGCCAGAUGAAAAACUUGGCCGAAGGCACAUGAGUAAACUGCCGUCCCUGAUCAGCUCUUGCUAUUGUCACCAACUUUUUUAGAAUAGCUCUUUUUAUUGGUAUUUGUGUUUCAAAGAAGAAUAUUCUGAAUAUAUAUAAAAUAUUAUAAAUAUUUGUUGACAUAACAUGCAGAAUUGUCUGAGACAUUACAUUAUUCAUGUGGAUUAAGUAAUGUUGCACCUCCACAAACGUUAUUGACAUGCAUUUGAGCUAAAAAAAAAAAUUUUUAAAUUAGUUUUUUUCCCUAUUUGCACUCACAUGUUGACAACUACAUAAUUCAUAAUGUAAUUACCAUAAUUGUGUUGUUUAUGCAUGUAGACAGAGAUUUUAUAUUCAGUGAUCUGAUGUGUUUGCCUGAAUUGUAGCCAUUUUGAAGUUGAAUACACAAACAGAUAAGUGGGAAUAUACGUAUUGGUUUAUUUGAUGAACAAGUUUGGAGACUGAAGGUGUGCUACAUUUAGAUUGUUUCAAACAUAUGCUUGUAAAUUAAUUAGCUGUGCUCUGUGAAAAGGGGGUUUAAUGCAUGUGCGUAAAGAGUCAUCCCAGAUUAGCCUGUGCAGUCAGCAAAGGCUAAUCAGGACACACUUUCCGCGUUAUCUGGAAUUUUGCUAAAAAAAUACUUUCUGUACACGAAAAAUACCAGAAAAGCAGAGAGUCGUCCCUGAUAAGCCUGUGCAGACUGCACAGGCUAAUAUGGGACAACACUUUAUGCACAUGCAUUAAACCCCCUUUUCACAGAGCAUGGCCCAACUGAUUUGUGUUCUCCAUGUAUCCAUGAAUAUAGUCAUCAUUUUCUUAUUUGUGCAAAAUAUCCCAUUUUUUCUGUACAAAGAAUUCCAUGUAUAUUGUAAUAACACUAUAAAUAUUUGUUCUUGUUCAAAUUUUGUCUCGUGUAUAAGCCUGACUGUGAUCAUAAAUUUGAUGAAUUUAUUUCUAUUUUUAGCAUAUUCUUUUUCAGGUAACAUAUUUCUAUUAUUAUUAUUAUAUUAUUUGUAAGGUGACAUAUAAUUUAUGCAAUGGAAAUGUUACUUAGCCAAAUGUAAAACCAGACAUAUGCAAUGUUUUCCGGAAAUGUAAGACUCCAAACUUUUUAUAUCCCCCACUAUAGUAGUGGGGGACAUAUUGUUUUUGCCCUGUCUGUUGGUCUGUUGGUCUGUCUGUUGGUCUGUCUGUUGGUCUGUCUGUUUGCGCCAACUUUAACAUUUUGCAAUAACUUUUGCUAUAUUGAAGAUAGCAACUUCAUAUUUGGCAUGCAUGUGUAUCUCAUGAAGCUGCACAUUGUGAGUGGUGAAAGGUCAAGGUCAUCCUUCAAGGUCAGAGGUCAAAUAUAUGUGGCCAAAAUCGCUCAUUUUAUGAAUACUUUUGCAAUAUUGAAGAUAGCAACUUGAUAUUUGGCGUGCAUGUGUAUCUCAUGGAGCUGCACAUUUUGAGUGGUGAAAGGUCAAGGUCAAUGUCAUCCUUCAAGGUCAGAGGUCAAAUAUAUGUGGCCCAAAUCGCUUAUUUUAUAAAUACUUUUGCAAUAUUGAAGAUAGCAACUUGAUAUUUGGCAUGCAUGUGCAUCUCAUGGAGCUGCACAUUUUGAGUGGUGAAAGGUCAAGGUCAAGGUCAUCCUUCAAGGUCAGAGGUCAAAUAUAUGUGGCCCAAAUCGCUUAUUUUAUGAAUACUUUUGCAAUAUUGAAGAUAGCAACUUGAUAUUUGGCAUGCAUGUGUAUCUCAUGGAGCUGCACAUUUUGAGUGGUGAAAGGUCAAGGUCUAGGUCAUCCUUCACAAGGUCAAGGUCAUCCUACAAGGUCAAACAUUAUAUAGGGGGACAUUGUGUUUCACAAACACAUCUUGUUUUUAUUGUAUAAAAUAUUUGUAACUUGGAAUGAAACAAGUUACAUUUCAGUAUGAUUGUUUCCGAUUAUGUUUUGCAUAAAAUCAUUAGUAAAUAGUCAUCACAAAGAUCAUUAAGCUGCUCAAAAGUAUUGCUCUCUUAUUGAGCAAUCAAUGUGUACAUCCAAGCAUAAUAAUACCCUGUCAUAUGAACAUUGCUACUUCUGUGUGCUGCCAUUCAAUCAACAAUUAUGGAAUGUUCCUCACUAGUCUCUGUUUUACAGGUUUAUUGCCUAAAAUUUAAGUUUAAACUACAUUAAUACAGUAUAAUUGAUUAUCCGUUCAAACAUCAUAACAUACUUAUGAACAUUAUUGAAUUUCAAGCAAACAAAUUUUCAAAGGUCACAAUUACAAAGGAUCUUAUAGUUAAUACAAAUGUUUUGUGUUUGCUGCAAACUAAAUUUCGGGAGUAAAAAAAUAUUCUAAGCUUAUCUUCCUUCUGCCUGGUUUUAAUACAAGGAAAUUGUGCAUGAAGAAUCAUUACCAAGAUGGUAAGAAACCGAAUGAUACAAAAUUGAGAACACACCCAGUAAUCAGAGAUGUGAUGUGCAAAAAUGGGUCUUAUGUCAUAUGCCCCAUAUGCCAAGACCAGUGUAGCUCCAGCCAAGCAUGCGUUAUCGCGUAGUAAUGUCAGGUUUUCUGUGCACUAUAAACACAAGGUUUCCUUGUCCCAUAAGGGGAAAUAGUUGCUUCAGACAUAAUUGCAGGGUUGUGCAGGCUGGUCUGGAGCUACGCUGGCCACAUAUGGCACCUGCAGGGUUGUUCAGGCUGUUGAGCUACACUGGCCGCUUAUGUGCCACCUUCAGGGUUGUGCAGGCUGCUCUGGAACUACACUGGCCGCAUAUGGCACCCAUUUAUGCAUUAUGGGUUGUGUAAGAUAAUUAUCUCCUCCUGAACUGAAGUGCUUUCUAGCUUCUUAAACUUUCUUGAGAAAGAGUCACUGUUUCAUGUUAAUUUUCAACAUAUUGGAUUAUGAUAUACAAAUUGUGUGACUGCUGAAAAGCAUUCAAUGAUGAAUAAGGGUAUACUUAAUGUUUUUUGUAAAUGCCAAACAAAAUGAGAUAUUUGCUUUAACUAUUUUAUGGUCAGAAAAUUAUUCUUGAAGAUAUAUUCGAUUAUGUGAUAUUGUACCAAAUCAGAUAACUAUUUAUUUGAUAUUUUAUCCUCAAAAUUGUAUUGAUAAUGAACAAACUUGUUUGUAUUUUGAUGAAAACUCCAAUAAGAGAGGUAACUAAGUGCAAUAGAGUGUUUUAAUAACUUUUGUUUGAAACAAAUAUUGAUACACAGCAUUUGUCUCUUUAUUUAAUGUAUGUGAUUAUUAUAAUUAAAAUAUUUGAUUAAGGUUUGAAAUAUGAAAAUGUCAAAUGUACUGAAAGGGUUGUUCAAUAUGCUAAGUAUUGGUAGAAUAACGUGAUGUGUUAGAAAUUAGUUAUGUGGAUAAAAGCUAUUUGGCAUGUAACCUUUAUGAUUUAGUUCUUGGUGUAUUUGAAAAGUUUCAGAUUGAAAUAAGUUAUCUAAUAAUCUAAUUUUAGCCAAUGCCAGUAAACUGUUGUUCUGAGCGGAUUCUCUCAUAUUUUUGUACCAUUUUCAAAAGUAAGUAAUUAUGAAUUUACCCUUUACUUAUUGUCACAAAGAUCUUCCAGUGGGAAGAUUUAUUGAAACAAUAACAUUCUUGAUAAGCUUUUAAAUAAUAAUUAAGAAUGGUAAACAGCAAAACAAUCCUUUUCAAGCAACUUUUAAGACUCUCAUGUACAUUGUUUCACUUCUUGUUGUAACAUAACAUACAUCAGCUACUUUCAUAUUAUGAUGGCAUAAUAAUCAGAUCUUUAACCAGUGUUAUGUUUAUUCCAUUAAAUAGUUUGUUUCAAACAGGAGCAAAAUAAAGCUUGAGAAAAAUU
Messenger RNA from Dreissena polymorpha, 9722 nucleotides. RefSeq names its product ubiquitin carboxyl-terminal hydrolase 38-like. Gene Ontology annotation, molecular function: cysteine-type deubiquitinase activity; cysteine-type endopeptidase activity. The coding region runs from base 932 to 3853 and encodes 973 amino acids. The record is from RefSeq and is a predicted model, not a curated record. The transcript has 8 exons. NCBI's taxonomy places the organism in Eukaryota, Metazoa, Mollusca, Bivalvia, Myida, Dreissenidae. Gene Ontology annotation, cellular component: cytosol; nucleus. Gene Ontology annotation, biological process: protein deubiquitination.